This is a messenger RNA of Gregarina niphandrodes, 801 nucleotides long. Its product is annotated as sodium:neurotransmitter symporter family protein. Gene Ontology annotation, cellular component: membrane. NCBI's taxonomy places the organism in Eukaryota, Apicomplexa, Conoidasida, Eugregarinorida, Gregarinidae. The transcript has a single exon. The record is from RefSeq and is a predicted model, not a curated record. Bases 1 to 801 code for a protein of 266 amino acids.
AUGGUGCGUCAGAUGGUUCCAUGGAGUAUUGCUCGAGAGGCGACGUACCAGGCAAGUGUAGAGGGAGUGGCGUUCGCGGCACUGGUGAAGCAGCGGGAGCAGCAGGUGUCUAGUGAGGGGGAGGAGUCGGAGGAGUCAGAGAUAUCGGAGGCGUCGGUGGAUGGAUUUCGUCGCGGUAAAAAGAAGCUGGUAUUCCGACAGUCAAAACACGCGUACCUUGCGGCGGUGAUAGGGUUAUUGACCCUGCGACGUUACUCAGAAAUGUUCAAGAUGGCAGAGAUCUGGGGAGGAUAUACCUUCUUAUUACCGUAUCUAUUGUCGUUACUAUUUUUGGGUUGGCCCAUUAUGACGCUGGAGAUGUGUCUUGGCAACCUGCUUCGGGGAGGUAUUGGUAAAUCGUUCGAAGCAGUAACGCCUGCCCUUCGACUCGCUGCCCCCCUUGCCAUCCUUAAUACACUCAUUUACUACACAAAUAUGCUGUAUGAACUUACCCACCACGUCGGAGCCGCUUGCGGCUACUGGUCCAACUCGCCCGGCUGGAUACCCCCAGAGUCCGUCCGUGUUGACUGUGAACAAACCAAACCACUUGCCACCAGCUGCUCCCGCAAAGAAGGCUGCAUCCUCUUCGACAACGUCUGCACAUACGACCCCAUCUACUGGGCGCAACUUGACUCGGGCAAUCGCAAAGUCAUCAGCAACGCCACCAUGUGGGCCAUCGUCGCAACCUAUGUACUUAUCCUCUUCGCCGCACAAGGCUUCCAAUUCAAACUGCGCAGCAUCUGUAACGCACACCACCAAUAA